AUUUAGUGCACACCAUAUCCAAGUCCUGAAACUCUAAACUACAUGCUUGGCUUUUGCUUAUUGUAUAGUUGUUGAAAGCUCUUGCAUAAGUUGGAUUAAACACCAACAUGAAGGUUCAUGAAACGAGGUCACAUGUUCAUGCACCUGGGGAGGAAGAGAAGGUGAUGACAAGGAAGCAGAAGGCAGAGUCCAAGGCACAUGAGGUGGAGCAUUCUCCUAAGAAGGCCAAGGUGGAGAAGGAGGACGGUCACACCAAUGGAAAAUCUGAAAUUGAUAUUGCGGAAGAAUAUGAUGAGUUCUGUAAAGCCACAAAUGAGCACCUUCCUUUGGAACAAAUGAGAGAAAUUCUAGAGGCUAAUGAAAUUGAUUCUUCUGGUUCUGAUCUUGAAAUUACACGAAGAUGCCAAGACUUGCUGUUUUAUGGUGCAUUGGACAAAUGCUCGGUUUGCAAUGGGAGUUUGGAGUUUGAUGGCAGACGUUAUGUUUGUAGAGGGUUCUACAGUGAGUGGGCUAGUUGCACUUUCAGCACAAGAAACCCCCCAAGGAAACAAGAUCCUAUUAAGUUACCUGAUUCAGUCCAGAACUCCCUGGUUUCAGAUUUGCUAAAGAAAUAUCAGGACCCAAGUAGUAGGCUUCACAUGGAUUUAGGCUCAGCUGAAAAACCUUUUACAGGAAUGAUGAUAUCUUUGAUGGGUCGUCUUAAUCGGACACAUCAUUAUUGGAAAACAACUAUUGAAAAGCAUGGAGGGAAGGUCGCAAACUCUAUAAUUGGGGCAACUUGUUUGGUGGCUUCACCUGCUGAGCGAGAACGUGGCGGCACAUCCAAACUUGCAGAAGCCAUGGAGCGGGGUAUACCAGUUGUUAGGGAAGCUUGGUUGAUUGAAAGCAUUGAAAAGCAAGAACCACAGCCGUUGGAAGCCUAUGAUCUUGUCUCUGAUCUUUCUGUGGAUGGCAAGGGAAUCCCCUGGGACAAACAAGAUCCUGGGGAGGAGGCUAUUGAAUCACUCUCAACGGAACUCAAGCUUUAUGGAAAGAGAGGGGUAUACAAAGACACCAAGUUGCAGGAAAAGGGAGGAAAGAUAUUUGAAAAAGAUGGACUAUUGUACAACUGUGCCUUCUCUAUUUGUGACCAAGGACGAGGACUGAAUGACUACUGUGUCAUGCAACUGAUUCAAGUCCCAGAUAAUCGUUUGCAUCUGUACUUUAAGAAAGGGAGAGUUGGAGAUGAUCCAAAUGCAGAAGAACGGUUAGAAGAGUGGGACAAUGUGGACAGUGCUCUGAAAGAAUUUGUGAAGCUCUUCGAGGAAAUAACAGGAAAUGAAUUUGAACCUUGGGAAAAAGAGAAGGAGUUCCAGAAGAAGCCCUUGAAGUUUUAUCCCAUUGACAUGGAUGAUGGAGUGGAAGUUAGACAUGGGGCACUGGGUCUUCGGCAGCUGGGGAUAGCAGUAACACACUGCAAACUUCAGCCUCUGGUAGCGAAUUUUAUGAAGGUUUUGUGUAGCCAAGAGAUAUAUAAGUAUGCUUUGAUGGAGAUGGGAUAUGACUCUCCGGAUCUUCCAAUAGGAAUGGUUACAAAUCUUCACUUGGAAAGAUGUGAGGAAGUUCUCUUAGAAUUCAUAGACAAGGUGAAAUCAUUGAAAGAAACUGGGCCAAAGGCUGAGGCUGUUUGGACAGAUUUUAGCCAAAGAUGGUUCACUCUUAUGCACUCCACAAGGCCCUUCAACUUUCGAGAUUAUCAGGAGAUUGCAGAUCAUGCUGCUGCUGCAUUGGAGAGUGUAAGAGACAUAAACCUGGCUUCUCACCUCAUAGGAGAUAUGAGUGGUUCCACCAUUGAUGACCCAUUAUCAGGAACACACAAGAAAUUGGGUUGCUCAAUUUCUCCCUUGGACAAAAAUUCAAAUGAUUACGGGAUGAUUGUGAAAUACCUUGAAAAAACUUAUGAACCUGUCAAAGGUGACAUUGAUUACGGGGUGUCUGUGGAAAACAUUUUUGCUGUGGAACCGAGUGCAUGCCCUUCCUAUGACGAAAUAGUAAAGCUGCCAAAUAAGGUUCUUCUAUGGUGUGGAUCGCGAAGCUCAAAUCUUUUGAGGCACUUGCACAAGGGGUUCUUGCCAGCAAUAUGCUCACUCCCAGUUCCGGGUUACAUGUUUGGCAAAGCUAUUGUUUGUUCCGAUGCUGCAGCAGAGGCCGCAAGAUAUGGUUUCACAGCUGUGGACAGGCCAGAAGGGUUCUUGGUUUUGGCCAUUGCGUCACUAGGAAAUGAGAUCACCGAGUUGAAAAGCCCACCUGAGGACACGUCAUCUUUGGAGGAAAAGAAGCUUGGAGUAAAGGGAUUAGGGAAGAAGAAAACAGAUGAAUCAGAGCAUUUUGUUUGGAAAGAUGACAUAAAAGUUCCUUCUGGUAAACUAGUUGCCUCAGAUCAUCAAGAUAGCCCCCUGGAGUACAAUGAGUAUGCUGUCUAUGAUCCUAAGCAGGUACGCAUAAGCUACUUGGUGGGAGUGAAGUAUGAAGAGAAGGGCGUGGUGGUGGACACAGCUGAGUGA
Abrus precatorius (Indian licorice) is the source of this 2543-nucleotide messenger RNA. Its product is annotated as poly [ADP-ribose] polymerase 3. The record is from RefSeq and is a predicted model, not a curated record. Gene Ontology annotation, molecular function: zinc ion binding; NAD+ poly-ADP-ribosyltransferase activity. The coding region runs from base 108 to 2543 and encodes 811 amino acids. The transcript has 18 exons. NCBI's taxonomy places the organism in Eukaryota, Viridiplantae, Streptophyta, Magnoliopsida, Fabales, Fabaceae.